Hypoxylon trugodes is the source of this 2920-nucleotide messenger RNA. Its product is annotated as acetyl-CoA synthetase-like protein. The coding region runs from base 225 to 2765 and encodes 846 amino acids. Gene Ontology annotation, biological process: fatty acid metabolic process. The record is from RefSeq and is a predicted model, not a curated record. NCBI's taxonomy places the organism in Eukaryota, Fungi, Ascomycota, Sordariomycetes, Xylariales, Hypoxylaceae. Gene Ontology annotation, molecular function: medium-chain fatty acid-CoA ligase activity. The transcript has 2 exons.
CAGUACCUGUCUCCAUCUAUUCUCUCUAUACACCCCCUGCUCGCGAGUUCUUGGUAUUUCAAAUACCCAUAUUCCCCCAUCCAUACUCCGGCUCAUCCUCCUGCCUAUUCAGAGGAUCCUGCAUGGGGAGUGGUUAUCCAUAUGGAUGUCGAAAAAAAGAAGAGCGCGCGGCUGUGAAACUACUUAUUUCCUAGAUCUUCCCGCUUCCCUUUUUAUACCCCGUGAUGCGAUUGAGUGGUACUGGGCUUCAUCUUAUUGUUAAUGCACCAUCGUCGUCAUCAUCUCUGCUGUUUCGGUCUUUUUCAGCCACGCAUCGUAUAAGCGGUUGUUUUAUUACCUCUGCUUUUAAUCCUGUUGCUACAUAUACCUCUGCUGCUGCCCACGUCCCACGUCCUUGUCCCUCGCCAAACCCCCCUAAUCUCUCUUCUCCCCUCCACCACUUCGGCAAAUAUACCACCACCCACGUCAGGAUGGCUUCCACUCUGACGCUCCCCAAAUUACCCAUCUUCGAAGCUAUCGCCAGUCAUAACCCACAAUCAACAGCCAUCGUCCAUUGUCUAUCCCGUCGAACCUUCAAGUAUGGCGAACUCCUCCCAGAUGUGAGUCGCGCGCGUGACCGCAUACUCGAAGCGGCAGGAAAAUCGGACAUCCGGGGUGAACGAGUUGCGUUUCUUAUAGAGAACAGUUACGAUUAUGUUGUCACAUACCUCGCUAUCUUAGCAGCGCACGCAAUCGCUUUGCCAUUAUCCCCUCCUUUCCCAGCUCCCGAAUUACAAUACAUCCUAUCGCAAUCCCAAGCCAUACUAUUGUUGCACUCGCCAAAGUAUGCCGCGAAAGUCGACGAAGUCCUAUCUACCCCGAGUAAGGAACUCGACGUCACUCCUUCGCCCACCCCCGUCGAGUUACCGAAGCGUCUCGGUGCAAUUUCGGAAACCUUUGAGCCGGUCACACUCUUAGAAGACGAUGAUGCGGAGGGCGCCGGUAUGAUGCUCUACACGUCCGGCACCACCAACCGACCUAAAGGAGUACUAUUGCCGGAAACCGCCCUUACAGCCCAGGCUCGCGCCCUGAUCGAAGCAUGGAAAUAUGCACCAUCAGACCGACUUCUCCAUGUGCUCCCGUUGCACCACAUCCACGGCACCGUAAACGCCGUGCUCACGCCACUCUUUGCAGGUAGCAGCAUCGAAUUCCUGUUCCCGUUCAAUGCCGACACUGUAUGGCGACGGUUCGCAAGCCCAUUCUUGGAUUCGCCCCAGGUUGCAGCUGCUGUGGCCAAGACGACCGAGAUUCCUGAGCCAGUGAAGACGAACGGCCUUGCGAAUAGCGUCGCCCGCCCAAUCAAAGCGAAUGGCAUCGCUAAGCCCAACGGUAUUACGAACGGACUCCCCCAACCAGUCGUGAAGACAGACGGUUUCAACAAUCCAAUCAUCGAGGCUAACGGAAACAUUACUCCAGUCACAGAAACCAAUGGUACUACCACUCCCUCUCUAGAACUAAGCGGAUUCGGUCAACCUGUCUCGUCGGAGAUCAGCCGUCUCGCCGCCGUCAUCAGCCACCUCGCAGCCGAAGUCAACAACCUAGCCGCUAAGAUUAGCCAACCAAGCCAACCCGUCGCGCUGACGAACGGCCUCAACCAGGCCAUCUCCCAACAAACCACCAACGCGGCUCCCUCCCCGGCCUUAUCGGCGAACGGUUUCGAUACUCCAAUUGCGUCUACGAAUGGUCUCAGCACUCCAAUUGUCGAAACCGCCCCCGUUAAACAACCCGAGCCACCGAAGCCAGCGGUCAAAUCCGAUCCGGUCGACGAAGCAAAGUACAAAAACUUAUCGCGGGUUAAGAUCACAUUCUUUACCGUGGUGCCUACGGUGUACACACGAUUACUUUCAACACACAAGACGCUCCCUGCCAAUGUUGCUGAAGCCGGUCGCAUUGCCAUCAGCCCUGAACACAUGCGCGUAUCCAUCUCUGGAUCGGCAGCGCUCCCCACACCCGUCAAGCGGGCCUGGAAGGACCUCAGCCGCGGGAAUGUGCUACUUGAGCGAUAUGGUAUGACCGAAGUCGGCAUGGCACUGUCAUGCGGUCUCGACUUCGGUGACCGUGUCGAUGGUAGCGUCGGCUGGCCCUUACCAGGUGUGGAGGCACGCCUCGUCGACAACGAGACGAGCACCAUCAUCACAGAUGAUCUCCCUCCUUUGGAAGACGGGAAGGAGCGCUCGGGCGAGAUCCAACUCCGAGGCGCAAAUGUGUUCAGGGAGUAUUGGGCCAACCCCACUGCCACGGCCAAGGAAUUCAUUCCUUCGGAUGAUGGCAAGGGGCCCUGGUUCAAGACUGGUGAUGUUGCGGUGCGCCGGCCCUCUACAACGGCUGGAACAGGCGUUAGUGGGGAAUGGGCACAAGGUCCGUUAUACUAUAUCCUGGGUCGCCAGAGCGCGGACAUUAUUAAAUCUGGAGGUGAGAAGGUAUCUGCUCUAGAAGUAGAGCGAGAACUUCUUUCGCUACCCGAGAUCUCGGAAGCAGCCGUUGUCGCUGUGCCAUCAGGCAAAUGGGGACAAAAGGUCGGCGCAGUGGUGAUUCACUCGCCCGGCUACCCCUCAUGGCGACCGUUGGAUAUGCGACGCGCGCUCAAGGGCCGCUUGGCUAAUUACAAGAUUCCCCAAGUCUUGAGAGUGGUCGAGCACAUCCCGCGAAACGCCAUGGGUAAGGUGAACAAGAAGAAUCUUCUACAAAAGGUCUUCUUGGAUGACUUCAGUGGUGAUGAAAUGUAAAGGGGACGGGAAUGAUAGAGGGUCGGGUUGUAAUGAUGUGGUUGGGUAAACUAUAUAGGUAUUUAUAAUCUCCCUGUUCUACGGGGACGUCGGCGGUAUUGUGAUUUUUGGAUAUGUUUAUAUGAACGAGAGGCGAAGCCGGACAUAAAGUCAGA